UCGGGCCAGAUGGGAAUGCCCCGUUAGCCCCGCUCCCAGGCCUCUGGACACAGAGGCUGCUUGGUCAUGUUGGGCAAAGGAGGCACUUGAAGGUUGGCUGACAACCUUCAGAGCUCAGGGGCAGCUUUCUCGAUUUCUGGGCACUGGGGAGUCUGGGGCUCCUAGGAGGCACCAGGAUGGUGUAGGAGAAACCUCUCUGUCCCCCAAGCCACCAUAUACAGAAGCUGCCUCGAGAAGAAGGAGGGCGAGAUGCAUCCAGGAUCCCAGAGGGCCAACAACCUGGGCAGCACUGGUAUAGGUACCGGCAUGGGAAGCAGUGGGGGUGGCAUAGGCGGGGGCGGGGGCCACCUGCCAGCUCAGGCCUUCAGCCCAGCCCCUGCCUAUCCACAUGGCAUGAGCUAUUCUCAUAUGGCUAACCUGGAUGCCCACGGGCAGUGGCUUGGGCCAUGGGGACCCCACUACGGUCCCCCAAGGGAAGACUGGGCUCCCUAUGGGGAGGGGCCCUCCAACUCUGUGGUGGAGCCUUCCUCCGUCCAGACCCUGGCUCAGGUCUUGGCCCUGGCCCCAACCCCAGCCCCGUACGGAGCCACUGACUACAGCAACCUGGUCCACCCUGGGCCCAGCGGGGUCCUCCCUCCUGAGAACAUGGAAUUCACAGAGCCCACCUCCAAUCCCCCCAGCGUGGGAGGUGCCUAUGCUUGGAUGAGCAAAACCCUUCAUGUCUCAGGAAAAACCAGGACCAAGGAGAAGUACCGAGUGGUUUAUUCUGAGCAUCAGAGAUUGGAGCUGGAGAAGGAAUUCCAUUGCAACAGAUAUAUCAGCAUUCGGAAGAAAACUGAACUUGCAGCACAGUUGGGCCUUUCGGAGAGACAGGUGAAGAUCUGGUUUCAGAACCGGCGGGCCAAGGAAAGGAAGCUCCUCAAGAAGAAGAUCUCCGAGGCUCAGGGCACGGGGGUCAGCGCGGCCCACAGCGACUCGAGCUCCGUGAGCCCAGCCGACCCCCCGAAGCUCUACUUCCCGCCGCCGCCGCCCCUGGGGGAGUUCCAGCCAAUCGAUCUGCACCAGAUCCUGGUGUCCGAGUGAGGGGCCUGGGCCGAGCGGCGGCGGGGGCGGGGGCGGCUCUUCCCCUCAGGCCCGGCCGCUGCUGCCGCCGCCGCCGCCGCCUGAAGCCGCCCCCCCCCCCCCCCCCCGGCGGCCCGGGAUGUCUGCGGGGGGCGGGAGAGGUCUCAUUCAUUGUAUGCAGCCAUUGGGAACAAAUUGAUGGGGUAAUAGAAGAGAGCGGGCGCUGCGGCCCCCGCCCCGCCCCCGCCCCCUCCUGCGCAAUAGCGUGGUGUCAAUUGCUACGGGAAGUCACAGUCAUUCCGAGCCUGUUCCUAGCAGGCUUGUGACAGAAAAUCGGGCCGCGGAGGGGGAUGGUGCGAUGCCGGGGGUGGUGGGGCUGGGGCUGGCGAGAGGGGUGGCGCUGGCGUUCCCACGAUUCUCCCCGUUACCCAGGACCCCCGCGUUGGCGUUAAGUGAGUGUGACUUCUCGAGGAAUAAUAAUAACUCAGGGGAUCGUUAGCAAUUGCUCCAUUCUCCAGAAAUUUCUUUCAGCCAGGGCAAGGCCCUGCUUCACCGAGGGCCUGGCCGGACUGGUUCACGGGGUCUUCGGAUCCCAGUACGGACUGGGAGAAGAAUCGUGCGCGGUGCGGGUGGGGGUUGCGGCACGGGGCCUUUCCCUCGGCAAAUGGGAAAAAUGAAGGGGGAUGGAAGGGAAGUGAUCGACUCAAGGUCACACACAGCCUAUGGCUUCUUUACUCUAACCACUGCUCCGCCCCACUCGAACCCUAGAUGUGCCUUGGAAACUCAGCUCAAAAGUCACCGUGAAUGUGUUGUUGUUUAACAAAGAAAGGAAAAGAAGACGUCAAAUAAACGCAAUCUGUCUGUUCUU
Molecule: messenger RNA, 1930 nt
Organism: Monodelphis domestica (gray short-tailed opossum)
Lineage: Eukaryota; Metazoa; Chordata; Mammalia; Didelphimorphia; Didelphidae
Gene: CDX4
Product: caudal type homeobox 4
Biological process (GO): anterior/posterior axis specification; animal organ morphogenesis; regulation of transcription by RNA polymerase II
Cellular component (GO): nucleus
Molecular function (GO): DNA-binding transcription factor activity, RNA polymerase II-specific; RNA polymerase II transcription regulatory region sequence-specific DNA binding
Source: RefSeq, a predicted model, not a curated record